Molecule: messenger RNA, 1824 nt
Organism: Didymodactylos carnosus
Lineage: Eukaryota; Metazoa; Rotifera; Eurotatoria; Philodinida; Philodinidae
Source: the annotation of a GenBank genome assembly
AUGGGUGGCUUAGGUUCAAGAUUUCAAACGGAAGGUUAUAGAUUUCCAAAGCCAUUGAUCAAUAUUGUUGGGCGACCAAUGUUGUUCUUCUUGUUGGAUCGACUAAAAUUAGAGCCAGAGGAUAAACUAUUUGUUGCUUUAUCACAAGGUAUUGAAGAUGAAUUUCAUGUUGGUGCACAAAUAAAGAAAGAAUAUCCACAACUGGAUUUACACGUGGUGAUAUUAAAAUUUCAAACAAGAGGAGCUGCUGAAACCUUAUUUGUUAUUUUACAAUCUGUAAGUUUUAAUCACAUUCGAACAUUAGGAGUGUCGAAUUUUUAUUUAGAUGGAUUCUGCACAUUUCGUGCAUCUGAAAGCUCAUGCUGUUUUUAUUUCGAAGACAGAGGGAAUAAACCUGUUUUCUCAUACUUGGAAAUGGACGAAGAUAAUGUUGUUCACGCUGUAAAAGAGAAAGUGCCUAUUUCUACACACGCAAAUACUGGAGCCUAUGGAUUUUCUUCUGGAAACGCGCUUCUUUCCAGUUGCGUUCGUGUGUUAGACGUUGGGGUAGACACGAGUGGUGAAUAUUAUAUUAGUAGUGUUAUUACUCAGAUGCUAUCAGAAGGUCUCAAAUUCAUUGGUAUAUUUGUGGAGGAUUUCAGUUGCAUUGGCACACCAUGGCAAUUGAAAGAAUUUUUAUCAAAGGUAACCCAUAAUCCUUCCCUCAUUACAAAAAAACGAAGAUUUUGUUUUGAUUUGGAUGAUACCUUGGUGACGUCUCCUGUUAUCGCAGGAGAUUACUCUACUGUGGAACCAAAGUGGAGAAACAUUCGUUUAGUACAACAGUUACACUCCGCUGGUGCAGUUAUGGCAGAUGUUGCGCUAGUUACUUUCGACAAUAUGAAAAAAUUUGGCAUCCCAUACGACGAAGUUUACUUUGGUAAACCAUGGGCUGAUGUUUAUGUAGAUGACAAAGCCGUUCAUGCAAUGCUGGACACAGAAAAAGAAAUAGGAUGGAGUUUCGCGGACGAGGGAAAUAGCAGAACGCGUACUGCCAUUGCAGCACGUUCCUGCAACAAUGUUCAAAUCAGAGGCGACACUGUGAUAAAAACCUCUAAUAGCAAUAAGAUAGUUGGUGAAGUUUAUUUUUAUGAGCAUAUACCAAAAGAAAUAAAACAUCUCUUCCCACGUAUUAUUGAAUCACUUAAGAACGAAGCCACAUCUACUUAUACAAUCACUAUGGAUAAAAUUGAGGGAGUUACAUUCUCUCACCUUGCCACGUCCAGAUGUCUGACAAAAGGACGAUUUAUAAAAUUAUUAGAAGCUCUGCGAUUUAUUCAUUCAAGUCAAGCGCAUCUCGAAGGUGAUGAAAAAUUAACAGAAAUGAAAACAGCUUGUAUUUAUGCUAAUGGUGCUAGUAAAGUUCGUGCAAGACUACAUCAACAUAAAGCAUUGUAUGAACAGCUUGACAGUGAUGUGCAUUUGACAGUAAAUGGAAUUUUAAACUCAUUGGAUGCAUACGAACAAGCUGAUGCUGGUGUUAGAGCGGCGGUUGUACAUGGUGAUCCUGUUUUUAGUAAUGUGUUAUUAGAAAAAGGUGGUGAGAUUCGACUUAUUGAUAUGCGUGGUAUGUUGGGUGAUGUAGCCUCAAUGUGUGGCGAUGCUCUCUAUGACAUUGCAAAAGUUUUCCAAUCUUUGUGUGGUUAUGAUUUCGUAUUACUAGAUUUACCGAUGGCAUCGAAAGAUGUUGAAAUUCUUGCAGAAUUAAAAGAAAUUUUAAGAUCAUUUGUUCGUGAUCUAUUAAAAGUUGGACAUACAGCUCAAUUUCGUAUCUAUCAAAUUUGA